This is a messenger RNA of Vitis vinifera (wine grape), 1369 nucleotides long. It is a transcript of the gene OPR3, whose product is annotated as 12-oxophytodienoate reductase 3. Gene Ontology annotation, biological process: jasmonic acid biosynthetic process; oxylipin biosynthetic process. The record is from RefSeq and is marked provisional. Lineage: Eukaryota; Viridiplantae; Streptophyta; Magnoliopsida; Vitales; Vitaceae. Gene Ontology annotation, cellular component: peroxisome. Gene Ontology annotation, molecular function: FMN binding; oxidoreductase activity.
UUCACCGGACUCGUAGACGACAAUGGCGGAAUCGUCGGCCGAAGGGACCACCACUCUCUUUUCUCCCUACAAGAUGGGCAGAUUCCAACUCUCUCAUAGGGUGGCGCUGGCGCCGAUGACGAGGUGCAGGGCGAUGAAUGGAAUUCCGCAGCCGGCGCUGGCGGAAUACUACUCUCAGAGGUCCACCAACGGCGGAUUCCUAAUCACUGAAGGCACUCUGAUCUCCCCCACAGCCGCUGGGUUUCCACAUGUUCCGGGUAUUUACACUGGAGAACAAGUGGAGGCGUGGAAGAAGGUUGUGGAGGCUGUUCAUGCUAAAGGGGCCAUUAUUUUCUGUCAACUAUGGCAUGUUGGCCGAGCAUCCCAUCAAGUGUAUCAACCUGGUGGGACUGGUGCACCCAUAUCAUCAACCAGCAAGCCCAUAGCAGGGAGGUGGAGAAUCCUCAUGCCAGAUGGGAGCCAUGGAAAGUACCCGGCUCCUCGAGCGUUGAAAACCUCUGAAAUACCAGAGGUGGUGGAGCACUAUCGCCAGUCAGCCUUGAAUGCGAUUGCAGCAGGUUUUGAUGGAAUUGAGAUCCACGGUGCCCAUGGCUACCUCAUUGACCAAUUCUUGAAGGAUGGGAUCAAUGACAGAACAGAUGAAUAUGGCGGAUCCAUUUCAAACCGGUGCAAAUUCUUAGUGCAGGUGGUUCAGGCAGUAGCUGCAGCUAUCGGUCCAGAUCGAGUUGGUGUCAGAGUUUCACCAGCAAUUGAUCACCUUGAAGCCACAGACUCAAACCCCCUCAACCUAGGCUUAGCAGUGAUUGAGAGGCUUAACAAGUUGCAGCUAGACUGGGGCUCAAAGCUCACUUAUCUCCAUGUGACACAGCCCCGAUACACAGCUUAUGGCCAGACAGAGUCAGGUAGACAUGGCAGUGAAGAAGAGGAAGCUCAAUUAAUGAGGACUUGGAGAAGAGCUUAUCAGGGAACCUUCAUUUGCAGUGGGGGGUUCACUCGAGAAUUGGGACUGGAAGCCGUAGCUCUAGGGGAUGCUGAUUUGGUAUCCUAUGGUCGCCUUUUUAUCUCAAACCCGGAUUUAGUAUUAAGACUCAAGGUUAAUGCCCCUUUGAAUAGGUAUAUCAGGGCUUAUUUCUAUACCCAAGAUCCUGUCAAAGGAUACACAGACUACCCUUUUCUGAACAAAGGCAGUGAGAGCCAUGAGCCACUGUCACGCCUCUGAGGAGAAUGCUGCUAAGCAUACCACGUGUGAGUGAAGUCGAAAUAAUGUAUUUGUAGCCCUGAAGUUGAAUCGAAUGAAUAUGUUGCUAAAGAAGAAACCUCUUAUUUUAUUAAAAACAAGCUUCAAUCAAAGCAUGUAACUUAUUUGGUC